UUUUUCUUUUUUUUUUCUGGGUUCUUCUUGCGGCGGUACAGAAGCGGCGACGAGGGUUUUUUCCUUGGUUCAGUCGAUUUUGUAAACUUAUAAGUUGCAGUUCGUUUGAUGUUCUCUCUACUGUGCCUUUUGUAGCAGGAAAUUUAGGCUUGUUAUUUGCAUAAGAAAAGAAUGAGGUUAGAGAAGUGUUGGUUCUGUUCCUCCACCAUAUAUCCAGGACAUGGUAUUCAGUUCGUUCGCAAUGAUGCCAAGAUUUUUAGAUUUUGUCGGUCAAAAUGCCACAAGAACUUCAAGAUGAAGAGGAAUCCCCGUAAAGUUAAAUGGACUAAGGCAUACAGGAGGUUGAAUGGAAAGGAUAUGACACAGGACUCGACUUUUGAGUUUGAGAGGAAGCGCAACAGGCCGGAGAGAUAUGACAGGAAUCUCACAGAAGAGACAUUGAGGGCUAUUAAGAAGAUCGAUAAAGUCAGAGCAGAUAGGGAGUCGAGGCACAUUGCACGCAGAAUGCAAGGAAAGAAAGGAAAGGAGCUCAAAGAGGCGCGCAAGGAAUUGGAUCAGAGCAUCAGUUUGGUCAAAGCACCUUCUGUUCUCAAGGAGGAUCCUUCCCUCACCCUUCCUAAGAUCAAAGUCAAGGUGGCACAAUCGCAAGCAGAGCAAAAUCAGGCUAUGGAACAAUGACCUUGUUACUCUCAUCAAAUGUUUACGCCACAAUUCUUGUGCACAUCAUGUGGUAGUUUGCCAUCGUCUGUCCUUACAAAGGCAUGGUUGUCAACGUGUCAUUUGAGACUGUUGUUUGAAUACAGACUCUUAGAAUUUUUCUUGAAUCAUUUCUUGGCGCUGUUUUAAUUUGUAUGUUUCCUCACCUCUUGCUUCUUUGUUGAAGAGGGCAUGUAGAGAUGAAUUCACAUUGGAGAUUGAUUUCUAGAUUGACUGUAGGUGGUGGACUCGACGGAUGUUUUGGGUUCUAAAUGGAACGGCUAAGAUAUUUAGUCACUUAUAGAUUGGAAGUUGGAA
Molecule: messenger RNA, 1014 nt
Organism: Momordica charantia (bitter melon)
Lineage: Eukaryota; Viridiplantae; Streptophyta; Magnoliopsida; Cucurbitales; Cucurbitaceae
Product: putative ribosome biogenesis protein RLP24
Biological process (GO): ribosomal large subunit biogenesis
Cellular component (GO): nucleolus
Molecular function (GO): structural constituent of ribosome
Source: RefSeq, a predicted model, not a curated record